UUAUACUCAACAGUUAAGUUAAAAGUACUGAUUAAUCAUUUAACCAUAUCAUCAAGAUUCAAGAUCGAAAUUGCCAUAGCUAAAUAUUAUUCCGCCGUUUAAACUAACUCCAGGAUCUCCGUGUAAAUCCUUAAGAGAAAUAUUUUAUUUGUUUAGGGCGAUUAGGUUGGCAGUGGCUCAACUGGCAACACUGUCUUGUCUGCCGUCUGCUGUCUGUCACAGUCACAUCACAGCCGUUAGUGAUGUACUGAUGUGAAUGUGAGUCGUGAGUUUUGAGUUUGAGUACCUAUUGCAACAGAACAAAACUGUCUCGUUUGAAGAAGCUCGGAUACGGACGUUAAUGAAGGUUGAAUGUGCGUGUAUUUGUUAUGCGUAUGGUAUGUCUUAUGUUAUGUUGUAGAUUUGUGAUUUGUUCAUAACUAAAACUAAAGAUGCCUAAGAGAGCAAAAACAUUGUACAAAUUUAAAUGCCUAGAAGUGAUGUGCAACACGAUCCAUCGCAAAGACAAAUGGUUGGAUCACUGUAAGAAGAAACAUAGUUACAAGUUUAAGAACAAUUUAAAAAUCAAUUAUAAAGUGGUUGAAAUAAAAGUCGACAACGGCCCAUGGCAAAAAUACGUUCCAGACCCAAGCCCAAGCCAAUCUACAUCCCUGGAUGACAUCCCUCAUACUUUGACGAGUAGGCCUACCCAAGACCAAGAUGAAGAUGUUUUUGAGCCAACAUCAGAAAGUUUCCAAGAUAAAUCUACCAGCGAGAUCGAGACUGAUGCAAUUACUCUACCACUACUAGAAGUCACAGACUCUGAACUAGAAACACAAAGAUCAAACCAAGAACUGGAAGAACAGGAACCUGACAAUUUUGGAACAAGUGAUGUAGAUGAACCAGACUCGGAUAUUUCAUCUAAUGAAGAUCACAGUGAUCCAGCUUCAUAUGCUAACCUCAAGCUCUCUCCUGAAGACAUAAAUGUGGCUCUAAAUUUGGAAAAUCAAGACUUAUCAUCAAUAGAAUUUCCUUCAACGGGUGGAAGAAAAUUUAAUCCUCUGUGGAAAAAUUGUAUAUUGCCCAAUAACAGUGUGAAACCUAGGAAGUGGCUAGUGUACAGUAAAAAAAGGACGCUGUAUUUUGUUUGCCUUGCACACUAUUUGCACUUCCAACUGAACGGUCUGUAUGGGGAACAACCGGCUACAGAGGAUGGACAGAGCAUAGAGGAGAAAGAGAUUUUUUACUCCACGAGACUUCCAAAAAUCAUAUAUCUGCAGAGGUUGCCAGAAUUCAAUGGAUCUCACAAAAGAGAAUAG
This is a messenger RNA of Homalodisca vitripennis (glassy-winged sharpshooter), 1298 nucleotides long. RefSeq lists its product as uncharacterized. The transcript has 2 exons. The record is from RefSeq and is a predicted model, not a curated record. The coding region runs from base 432 to 1298 and encodes 288 amino acids. Lineage: Eukaryota; Metazoa; Arthropoda; Insecta; Hemiptera; Cicadellidae.